AUGCGCUCCAUAACUGAGUACCUAGGUGGCGCGAAUCUCUGCCCUACUACGCCCCAUCCAAUCACCGGUGAAACGGUUCCACUUACCUUCGGGCAUGAGUUCAGCGGCACAGUGGAAGAGGUUGGUGAUGGUGUGACUGACUACAAGCCCGGAGACAGGGUCGUCAUCCAGCCUAUCAUCUACGAUGACACCUGCGGCGCAUGCGAGGAAGGUCUGCAGAACUGCUGUUGGUCUAAUGGCUUUAUUGGCCUGUCGGGUUGGGGCGGUGGUCUUGCAGACCACAUUGUUGUCCCAACUUCUACCCUUUAUCAUCUCCCUGAUAACGUACCACUUGAGAUCGGCGCCCUCGUCGAGCCUCUCGCUGUUGGCUGGCAUGCUGUCAAGAUCAGUCCCUUCAAGAAAGGCGAGGUUGCAUUAGUCUUAGGCGGUGGACCUAUCGGUAUCUCGACGAUACUAGCACUGAAGGCGAACGGGUGCGAUAGGAUCAUUGUUUCUGAAGUAAGCAGAAAGAGGCAAGAGUUCGCAAGGAAGUUCGGAGCGCACUACAUCAUCGACCCAACCAAAGAAGACCUUGCAAAACGCUGUCGCGAGCUCACUGGAGGCAAAGGUGUGCACGUAGUCUACGAUUGUGCUGGUGUCCAGGCGGCUCUCAAUCAGGCUGUCCACGCUACCCGUGCCCGGGGUUGCAUCGUAAACAUCGCCAUAUGGGAAAAGCCUUGCACUAUUUUCACCAACGACUUCAACUUCAAGGAGCGGACAUAUAUGGGUAUCGCAACUUAUGAGAUUGGCGACUUCCAGGAAGUCAUAGACGCGCUGAGUAGAGGGGACAUGGAUCCGAAAGAGAUGAUCACACAGAGAAUUGGCUUGACCGAGGUCGAAGAGAAGGGCUUCAAGAGUUUGAUUAAUGACAAGGACAACCAGGUCAAGAUCUUGGUAGAGGUCGGUGGAGGUUCGUAG
This is a messenger RNA of Alternaria arborescens, 957 nucleotides long. RefSeq lists its product as hypothetical. Lineage: Eukaryota; Fungi; Ascomycota; Dothideomycetes; Pleosporales; Pleosporaceae. The record is from RefSeq and is a predicted model, not a curated record. Bases 1 to 957 code for a protein of 318 amino acids. Gene Ontology annotation, cellular component: cytoplasm. Gene Ontology annotation, molecular function: zinc ion binding; (R,R)-butanediol dehydrogenase activity. Gene Ontology annotation, biological process: butanediol biosynthetic process. The transcript has a single exon.